GUCUUAAAUCAGCACAAGAGAACACAUACAACAACCUUUACACUGUGGCUCGUGCGGAGGCAGAGCGCAUGGGCGCGAAGCCAAUGAAGUCAGUAGUAAGAAAGAAGGACUUCGUAUCGACUGCUAAGGAAACAUUGAUGACGCAUCCCAAAAUCGCUCUGGUAAGCUAA
Messenger RNA from Sphaeroforma arctica JP610, 170 nucleotides. RefSeq lists its product as hypothetical. The annotation marks the transcript as partial. Lineage: Eukaryota; Ichthyosporea; Ichthyophonida. The transcript has a single exon. The record is from RefSeq and is a predicted model, not a curated record.